GGGAGGGGCGGGGCGCGCGAGUUGGAGGCCCCCACCCCCACCCCGCGUGCCUCGGUUCAAACGACCCUCCGGGUCAAGAGCGGAAGGGAGGGAGGGAAGGUAGGAGCCCGGGCCUCCCUAACUGGCCUCUCUCCCAACCCCAAGCCGCCCAGCCCCAUGGUCCCCGCCGCCGGCGCGCUGCUCUGGGCCCUGCUGCUGAGUCUCGGGUCCCGGGCGGCGGGGGCCGAAGACCAGACCCCGACUCCGGCCGGGCUACAGCGGGUCAGUUUCCGCUCUGGGGGCCCUAUGGCCAGCAGCUCCCGGUCCACCUCCCGAACCAGUAGGUUCCCGAAAUCGAGGGUAACUCUGGAGGAGGUGGACGAGGAAGACCCCAUGGCCGACGAAGACGCGGCCACCGCUGACAGUCCGGCAGUCCCAGCCGCCGCCGAGCUCUUGGCCGCCUCUGUGGCCAAAGGCGUCACCCACCAGCCGGAGUCCGGGGAGGAGGAAGGGGCUUUGGAACAUGAGGUUGAGAUUAACGCCAGGAAGAAUAACUCCGACGAGGAGUCUCACAAAAUGACCGGUAUGGUGGAGGGUCAUUCGGGGUUUCCAGCGAAUACUCGGCCGCCGGAAAUCAGGCUGACAACAGGCCUGCCUCCUGCCUCAUCGAAGUCUACCACGGACCGGUUGGUCACUGACGUCAGCCUGAACCGGUGGUCGACAGCCGGGGCCACCCCGAACCGGUGGUCAUCAACCUCCGGGACAGCCAUGCCGCCUGCCGAAGAGUUGCGGCUGGUGCUGCUGCCCUGGGGUCCGUGGCACUGCCACUGCAAGUCGGGCACCAUGAGCCGGACCCGGGCGGGGAAGUUGCAGGGCCUGUCCGGGCGCCUUCGAGCUGGGGCGUUAAGCCAAAUCCGCACCGAGCACCGGCCUUGCACCUACCAGCAAUGUCCGUGCAACCGGGAACGUGAGGAGUGCCCCCUGGAUGCAGAUCUCUGUCCUGACUGCAAAACUAGAGAACAGCCCAGUUACAUAUUCAGCCCCAGACCCACCCCCAGUCCCGCUCUUGCUUUUUGGAAACGGGUCAGGAUUGGACUGGAGGAAAUUUGGAACAGCCUCUCUUCAGUGUUCACAGAGAUGCAACCAACAGAGCAAAAGCAGAGAUAAUGGCCACGUCAUCCACAGGUGCCAGCAUCUCAACCUCUCCUCCUCUUUCAAUCCCAGCACCCACUGGAUAUUUUUAGUACAGAAAAACAAAACUGAAAAAAAAAAUUGUUUGGUCUUGUGUCUUUUUUACAGAGGUAUCUGAGAGAAGAGAAAACAUAAAUCUCUUGAACUCCAAAAGU
This is a messenger RNA of Choloepus didactylus (southern two-toed sloth), 1325 nucleotides long. It is a transcript of the gene C2H1orf56, whose product is annotated as chromosome 2 C1orf56 homolog. The coding region runs from base 157 to 1146 and encodes 329 amino acids. NCBI's taxonomy places the organism in Eukaryota, Metazoa, Chordata, Mammalia, Pilosa, Megalonychidae. The transcript has 2 exons. Gene Ontology annotation, biological process: regulation of cell population proliferation. The record is from RefSeq and is a predicted model, not a curated record.